Pogona vitticeps (central bearded dragon) is the source of this 4225-nucleotide messenger RNA. RefSeq names its product ribosome binding protein 1 (gene RRBP1). Lineage: Eukaryota; Metazoa; Chordata; Lepidosauria; Squamata; Agamidae. Gene Ontology annotation, cellular component: endoplasmic reticulum membrane. The record is from RefSeq and is a predicted model, not a curated record. Gene Ontology annotation, biological process: protein transport.
GGGGAGGGGAAAAGAAAAAAAAACACUCAUUGCAAGCUCUAGGGAGGUUAAAAAAAAAGGAAAAGAAAAGUGCCACGACUUCACCCAGUCAGCAGCGCGGCGACGCAGCUCAUCACCGGCGGCGCAUCGGGGCCGGCGCGGAGGGAGCCUCCAGGCAAAACGCUGCACCGCCUCCGCGAGACGCGAGGGAUUUUUUUCCAGCAUCGCCGCCCGAAAGAGCGUUUGCAAGAGACGUCAGGAAAAGUUCAGCGAAAGAUUAGGACAAGGAAAUUUAAAAAAUGGAUUUUUACGACCCUCAGACACUGAGCGUCAUGGUUUUUGGAGGAUUCAUGCUGGUUUCAGCCAUUGGGAUAUUUCUGGUGUCCACCUUUUCUAUGAAAGAGACGUCUUAUGAAGAAGCUUUGGCAAAGCAACGCAGGGAGCUGGAGAAAGCCAGCCAGCCCAAAGUAGAAAAGAAGAAAAAAGAGAAGCCUGCUGAGAAGAAAGGAAAGGCCAAAAAAAGGGAGGAGAAACCUAAUGGCCAAAUAGCUGAACCAGAACCAGAUGUGGAUGCUGCUCACAGUGCUAAAGAGGCGAAUCCUGAACCAGUCUUGGUUACUGAACCAGUUGUGCAGGCACCUGUUGGGUCACUUGCACCUCCUCCUCCUCCUCCUCUGGAGAAGGAAAAACUAACCCCUUCCCCUAAAGAGAAGAAAAAAAAGGAAAAGAAAGUGGUAAAGGAAGAGAUGCCUCCUAGCCUGGCCAUUUCGACUCCACCAGCUACUGUGUCAAAAGAUCUGAUUUCUGAUAUGGUUCCCAAAGAAAAGCCAGUAGCUGCUUUUCCUCAGCAGAAUGCUUCUUUCGCCAACUCCGUAGCUGUCAAAAACCAAGAAGCCCUUGGAAACCAAGAGGAACAAAAGCAAGAUGGGACAUCUAAGAAAAAGGCUGUUGCGAAGAAGAAGAGAGAAUCAACUACCACAGAUGUUGAAAGCAUGCUUUAUGUUCCAUACCAGACCUUAUGUUCCAUAAUCAACAGCAUGGCUUUUGGAGAAGGUGAAGCCCAGCAGCUGAUUGAAAUCCUAACUGAGAAAGCAGGAGGGGCUCAGGAUCCAUGGCUUAUGGCAACUCAGAAAAGUGACCCUCUUGCGGUGCUGAAACGACAGCUAGAAGAAAAAGAGAAACAGCUUGCAAUGGAGCAGGAAAAUGCAUCUGUUGCAAAAGCUAAACUGAGGGAACUUACAAAGGAACUUGCAGCUGAGAAGGCAAAGACCCUUGCCAUUGAGAACAAGUGGAAGGAGCAACAGCUGACGCAUGAGCAAGAGAUGUCCAGUGUACAAGCCCGGAUGCAAGCGAGUUACCAGGAUCACUUGACAGAGAUGCAGCAGCUGCAAGGAAAGAUUCGAACUCUACAAGAACAGCUGGAAAAUGGCCCCAAUACACAGCUUGCUCGCUUGCAGCAAGAAAAUUCCAUUCUGAGAGAUGCUCUAAACCAAGCCACAAGCCAGACUGAGAGCAAACAAAAUGCUGAACUCGCCAAACUGCGCCAGGAAUGCAGCAGACUAAGCAAAGAGUUGACUGAAAAGCUGGAGGUGUUACAGCAGGUAGAAGAGCAGAAAAAGGCACUGGAGACAAAAGCUACUGCCUGUGAAGAGCAAAUCUGCCAGCUCCAGAUAUCCCAGAAGGAAAGAGAAGUCCCACUACAGAAGAGGUUGGAUGAGAUUAGUGAAGAACUCCACAAAUCCCAGGCUAGCUGUCAGAGCUUGCAGAAAGAGCUGGAAAAGGCAAAAGAGCAGCAGCCCAGUUUAGCUGAACUCCAAUCUAAAUUGCAGGGCUCUGAAAUGGAGGUAAAAAGAAAGGGCGAGGAACUAAAUCUUUUGCAGAUGAAGUUGUCAGAAGUCACCUCCCAAAAUGUAGAGCUUACCGAAAGACUUAAAUCUACUGAAGCCCUCCUGGAGGCAAACCACAUGAGAGAAGAGGAAAAAAACAAAGCCGUGCAGGAAUCAAGCCAAAUAGAUGUCAGCUUGCUCCAGUUAAGACUGCAGGAAUCAUCUGCACAGGUCUCCACGUUAGAGAAGGAAGCUGCAGAACUGAAAGAUACAGUUGAACAGUUGAAAAGAAAAAACCAUGACCUGCAAGAAAAGAACCAGGAAGCAACAGAAGCUUUGAUUUCAGUAGAAAAGUCUUAUGAAGGAAAGUUGCUCUCUUCAGCUAAAUCAAAGGAGGCUUCAGAGCAACAGUUUGGAAUUAUUCAAGAACACACAAAGAAAGUGCUGUUGUCUCUCUUCCCACAGAUCCUUUUAGAUGAUCAAGAGAAUUAUGAUGAAUGGCUGCAGCAGUUUAAAGAGAAGGCUUUGGACACACUGCAGGAGAAGGCUGCAAAGUCAGAUAGUGGCACGGCAGUUUCUUUGAAAGAAGCUAAUGAGUCACUGAGCACACUACAAGCAGAAUGUGAUCAGUAUAGAACCAUUCUUGCACAGACGGAAGGGAUGCUCAAGGACUUGCAGAAGAGUGUGGAGAAGGAGGAACUGGUAUGGGAAGCAAAGCUGUCGGCAUCAGAAGAAGCGCUUAAGAAGUCUCAAGAUGAAAUGAAAUGUCUUCAGGAUGAUGUGGAGAAGUUCAAGAUGGAACUACAGAAAACAGAGAAGUUAAAAGAGUACACUUCUCUUUUGGAAGCACAGUUGGAAAAUCAUUUGGCAACUUCAGAUUCUGAACAUCAAAAUUACACAAAAGAAGUUGAACAUUUGAGAGAGCUGCUAUCUGAAUCCCAAAACAACCUGGAGGCAACAAAAAAAGAAGCACUAAAGCAAAGCCAGGAACUUGUGCAGGCAAAGGAUCUGGUGAACAACUUGCAGUCUGAACUAGGGAAGCUAAGACUUGCCGGAAGUACAUCUUCCUCUGCAAACGAGGAUGUUCUUCAACUCCAGAAAACACUAGACAAGGAGAAAAAGUUAACAAAGGACUUGGGAUGUGCGGCUACCAAAUUAAAAGAGCUUUUAAAGGUGACCCAAGAGCAGCUGGCUAAGGAAAGAGAAACAGUGACAAAGUUACAAGAACAGCUUCAGGAAAGGGGAGAAAAUGAAGACAAUGCCAAGGAAGGAACAUCUGUUUGACAAAUCCAGAAUCAAGGAUACGCUCUUCACCUUACUAAAUGCCUUAUACAUUCCUAAAAUAUGCACCUCUUUACUAUAGAGAGCAAAACAAGAGGAACAACACAGUAGACCAGAAAUGGCCUUAUUUUUUUUAAAGCAAUAAAGGUGAAAUAUACAGGAAUUCAAAGUAUACAUAGAACUGUGUGCUUGUGUGUGUAAAAGCUACAUUCUUUUAUUAAUUAAGAUUUCCAUGGUGUAAGCUCUGACCAAUGUGGAAUCUGAAGCUUUUCCCUCCAGUAGUAGAAUAUGGACAUACUCUGUGCACUUUGUUUAAUGUAAUUCUUUUCUCACUUCCAUGAGAGGUGGCGGAAGUAUGACAUGCAACUACAGUUUGCUUAUGGCUUGGCUUUGAUCUUCGGGGCAAAAGUAUUAUUGGAAUAGUGAUAAGUGGAUGGUAAAACUGUGAUUAUCAGUGCAAUUUAAGUUAGAAAGGAUUGCUAUGAAGCAUCAUAAUUUGGAGAAUUCUCAUGGGGAAUUUAAUCUUAUGAUUUUAGUAACUAUCAAAUGAUAAGCUGUGGAGCACUUAGCUGUACAAAAAUAUACAAGAAGCUGGACCAUAUCUUAUUUGAAUGGAAUACCUUCUAAGAGAAUCUGUAAUAGAGUUACAAGAACAGGAGAGUGUCUUCCUUCAAGUCAUACGUAAACCUUUUUAUACCACCUUCAGCUUUUAUCAGCAACAUUACACUGUGGCAAAUCAUACCCCAGAGCAUGUUCAACGCAAGAGGUUAAAAAGAUCUCAAGACAGGUAAUAGAUAGCCAUUCUUUAGCAGUGGCUGUGCCUUCCAGUCCACAAAACAGAAUUAAGAAAAUAGAGCUCUUGGAGGCUUUUAGUCCCAAAGUUAACACUUUCCCCCCACAACCACUAGAAUUUAGUGCUGUCAUCCUUUUUUCAAGCCUGGAUACCCAUAGGAGACAUGGCAUUAAGGUUUCAUCUUGAACUCUUCUUAGAUACAAGUUAACUGUAAAUUUCCACAUUAUAGAAUCUUAACAAAUGGCUGAUUUUCAUGUGCAACAAAAUCCACAUUAAUGAUAUGCUUUGGUUUUAGUUUUAUUAGAGGUGGGGAAUCAAUAUUUGAGGUAAACAGAAUUCUUGUCUG